This is a messenger RNA of Manduca sexta (tobacco hornworm), 8767 nucleotides long. It is a transcript of the gene Ubr3, whose product is annotated as E3 ubiquitin-protein ligase Ubr3. The transcript has 28 exons. NCBI's taxonomy places the organism in Eukaryota, Metazoa, Arthropoda, Insecta, Lepidoptera, Sphingidae. Gene Ontology annotation, molecular function: ubiquitin protein ligase activity; zinc ion binding. Gene Ontology annotation, cellular component: cytoplasm; ubiquitin ligase complex. The coding region runs from base 334 to 6108 and encodes 1924 amino acids. The record is from RefSeq and is a predicted model, not a curated record. Gene Ontology annotation, biological process: protein ubiquitination; ubiquitin-dependent protein catabolic process via the N-end rule pathway.
AAUGUGCACUCCGGAAUAUUUUUUUCAGUUGAGAACACCAAACGAAUGGCCGAGUUGUUUCUGCAUUACAUAUUUUCAAUAAAACGAAGUUAUUUUUAUCUAUUUUCGAUAUAACGCAAUUAUUCUGCAAUAAUUCAUGUCCGGAAACGCGGUGUUUAACCAUUAAGUGUUAUAAAGUUGGAACCAUGGUGCGUCGCGACGUCGUAACCGACUUCAGUUCAUUGCCUUAUGUAAAACUGGAAAUGGUGUUUCUUCCGUGAGUGACCGAAAUAUAUCGUGAUAUAUGUAUUCAUUGUGAUAAUUGUUGGUUUGUUUAGUGUUUGAAGUGUUACAAUGUCUAAUUCAACUGCUCAAGUGUUGAUGAAGAAGGGUAAAAGGGGGGCAGCGGCUUAUAUUGCCGCGGACUGCGCAAGCGGUUCCCCGCAGCACCUGGGCCCACUGCUGGACGUGCUCCUGAACCCCAACAAGGCUAUCGACGAGUGGGAGACGAUAGACUGGUGCCGGUGGCUGCUGGCCGGCGGACGGACGCCCGACGAGUUCGCCACAGUCGUGCGCAGCUACGACAAGCACGACAAAUGCGGUCUGGUGUGGAUACCGCGCGUGGUCGCGUACAGAUGUCGCACGUGCGGCAUAUCGCCGUGCAUGUCCAUCUGCCGCGAGUGCUUCCACCGCGGCGACCACUCCACGCACGACUUCAACAUGUUCCUGUCGCAGGCGGGCGGCGCUUGCGACUGCGGCGACAAGUCGGUCAUGAAAGAGGACGGCUUCUGCAGCAACCACGGCAACAAAUGUCCAAGACCGGGAACGGUGCCGGCGGACUUGAUGUGCGUCGCGGAGGCCAUGAUGCCGCGCCUCAUACUGCGACUGCUGCAACACUUCAGAGUCAACAGCAGCGGGAGCCAGACUAACUCGGACAGCUAUCGCAUAGCCGUGCAAGAGUGCGAGGGUUACGUGCAGAUGCUGAUGGAGUUCAACAACAUGGGCGACCUGAUGCGCACCGCCAUGACCAAGGCGCUCAUCAAUCCACAGAUGUACCGGAACCUGGUGGAGCCGCCGUUCCCCGACACGGAGUACGGCGCGUACAUGGCGGAGUCCAACCAGAUGUACGAGAGGGCGCUGGACAACUUCCCGGCGCCAGAGCCGCCUGACGAAUACCGACAUCUACCCGCGCUGGCGCCGCGGCUGCAGCACAACACGCUGCUCGACGAGUUCAUAUUCUGGACGUUCAAGUACGAAUUCCCGCAGAACGUGGUCUGCUUCCUGCUCAACAUGCUGCCCGACCAGGACUACAAGGAGCACCUGACGCGCACGUUCGUGAUGCACUACGCACGCAUCCCGCUGGUGCUGGAGGACGCCGCCGACCCCGACACGCUCUCCAACCGCGUCGUGCACAUGUCCGUGCAGCUGUUCUCCAACGAGGCGCUGGCGCUGCGCUGCGUGCAGCAGCUCCAUCUGCUGCACGUCAUGGUGCUCUCGCUGCGCAUGAUGAUGGGCAAGAUCCUCGUGCAGAACACGCUGCACGACCCCAAACACAACUUCCACUACGUGAUCGACUGCACCCGCCGCGUCAUGAAGGAGCACUGCUACUGGCCGCUCGUGUCGGACUUCAACAACGUGCUGUCGCACAAGAGCGUCGCGCUGCUGUUCCUGCAGGACGACGCGCUGGUGGACAUGUGGUUCGAGUUCCUGUCCAUGCUGCAGGGCAUGAACGUGAACGUGCGCGAGGUGGGCGGGCACAUCGAGUUCGAGCCGUCGUCGUACUACGCGGCGUUCUCGUGCGAGCUGGAGGCGGCGGCGUACCCGAUGUGGUCGGUGCUGUCGCACCUGACGGACGCGUCGCACGCGCCGCUGGCGCGCCGCAUCAUCGCGGCGGCGCUGGCCUACCUGCGCGACUGGCUGGACGCCGUGCACUACGCGGCGCCGCUGCCGGAGCGCGGCGCGGCGAUGCACGCGUCGUUCCACUUCCCGCUGCACCGGUACCUGGCGGCGUUCCUGUGCGCGGGCGCGCGGAGCAUGCGCGUGCGCGCGGCCGACGUGCUGCCGCCGCCCGACCAGCUGGCGCUGCUGGCGGCGCACCCGCUGCGCGUGCAGAGCCUGUUCUACGAGAUCCUGGCCGGCGUGUGGGUGCGCAACGGUCUGCAGAUCAAGGGCCAGGCGAUGACGUACAUCCAGGCCAACUUCUGCAACUCCAUGGUGGACAUGGACAUCUACUGGCUGCAGGUGUGCGCCGCGCAUCUGCCGCCGGAUCAGUUCAUGGACAUGUGCAUUGAUAUGUUCGGUGUCCGCGAGUGGCUUAGCAUGCUGCCGAUGUCACCGGUGCAGGCAGCCGAACAAGACGCUAUGGUGGAGGGGCUGCUCACGUUCCUCGCGAUCUUGGUCUCUUCUAGAACAAAUCUUGGCAACGACGAGCUGACGCAGUCCCGGCUGGAGGUGAGCACGCUGCUCGCGGCGGGGGACAAGACCCACUCGCAGCUGCUCGAGCUGAUGCCAGAGAGGUCUGGCAAUGCGCACACCAGGAACUUCGAGACUGUACUCAAGGAGUUAUCAACUUACCGUCCACCGCCUAAAGGUUCUGAGAAUUUGGAACAAGGUCUGUUCGUCCCGAAACCUAUCGUGUGGGAACAGUACUACGAUCCGCUGCACGUACUGCGUCGCGCCGUGCACAGACGAGACUUCCACGCGUCCAUGGAACGAUACACUGCUUACGUGCGCGAGAAGCAGAAGAACUGCAGCGAGAGCGGGAGCGGCAGCAGGUCGGGCACGCCGGGCACGCUGUGGCCGCCGCUGCGCGUGGCGGCGGCGCCGGGCGCGGGCGCGGGUGGCGCGGGCGACCCGCGCGCGCUGUGCGUGUCGGGCGUGCUGCACGGCGCGCUGCUGGCCGUGCUGCACCGCGCCGUGCACCGCCGCGCGCCCGACGCGCCGCCGCCGCACGCGCCGCCCGACCACGUGCUCGCGCUCGCCGUCUACCUGCUGCACUGCGCCGCCGCGCUGCACGAGGACACCGAGCCGCACGGACAGUGCGAGGCGCUGGUGGCAGGCGGGCGGCGCGGCGCGUGCGGCGACGCGGUGAUAUCGGGCGUGCCGCUGCUGGGCGCGUUCGCGGGCGGGCUGUGCGCGGCGGCGUGCGCGCACGUGGCGUCGGUGCCGCGCGCGCCCGCGCCGCGCCCGCACCACGCCGACCGCCCCGCGCGCACCGCGCACGCGCACCGAUACCGACCGCCGGACCACUCCGACAGUGACACAGAAUGGGAGCCAUCCGAGCCAGACACGACGAGACUACCAUCCAUCACUAACUCUUCUACCAUCACGGCGCUUUCACUACCGAUGCCGAUGCAGGUCGUGAGAGGAGAUUCAAUUCAAGACGAUCAAUCCGACGCAGGAGGGGAUGGUCGACCAAUGCGCGCUCUAGAGAGCGGUAUGGGCGAGAGUCAAGCGCUAGUGCUCCAGUCCAUCGAUGUGGACACCGAAAUGACCCUCGCGCUGCGGGACAUGCCGCCGGUGCCGAUCGAAUACGACGACAUGAGCAUGCUGGAGGGCGCGGAGUGGAGCGUGUCGCUGCGCGCGCAGUCGCCGCGCCGCGCGCCCGCGCUGCCCGCGCCGCCGCACUCCCUCCCGCCCGACCAGCCCUCCACCAGCAACCAGAUCGCCACGGUACAAAUGCACAGCCAGACCGAGCCGGACUCCAUCCCGGUGAACGAGUCGAUAAUAUCUCUGCUGCUGAAACUGCACUCGCAACUCUCCGGCCGGCUCGACUCCUUCUCAUUGGAGGAACCGGCGCCGCCCAACGAGGAAGUUAUUGGCGAGGGCGCGGCGGCGGUGGGCGGCGUGCUGCGGCGGCUGGCGGCGCUGGACGCGCGCUGCGCAGGCGCCGUGCGCGCGCUGCGGGCGCAGCUGUGGCCGCACCAGCGCGAGCGCCAGGCCGAGCAGCGCGCCAGGGAACGUCGCGAGAAAGAGGAGCGGUCGCGGCGCGCGCGCGAGCGACAACAACAAGUCAUGCGCGAGUUCGCGCGCCGGCAGCAACAGUUCCUCUCGGCCAUGGAGGCGGAGGCGGGCGAGGCGGCCUCCAUGCAGUGGGAGGACGAGGCGCCCGAGCGGGACUACGACUGCGUCAUCUGCAACACCACCACGCCCAGUACUCCCUCGGAUCCCGUGGGACUUGUCGUUUUACUACAGUCGACAUCGGUGCUGGGGCACCGGCGGCGCGCGGACAGUGGCGGUGCUCGGCUCGCCCUCAGCGAGAACGAGCGCGCGCGCCUCCACGCGCAGGCCGACACCACCGCCGCCGCGCACCACUACCGCCUGCACGACGACCUGCACCAACACUUCGAUAAGGAGUCGUGGUUGUUGAGCGUGAACGUGGGUUGGGAGGGCGGCGUGCACGUGCAGUCGUGCGGCCAUCACCUGCACCUGCGCUGCCUGGCCGCGUACCUGCGCGCGCUGCAGGCGCCGCAGCGGCCGCACAACCUGCACGUGGACCGCGGCGAGUUCCUGUGCCCGCUGUGCCGCCAGCUCGCCAACACCGUGCUGCCGCUGGCGCCGCGGCCGCGCCCCGCCCGGCCGCCGCCCGCGCCCUCCACGCCGGACCAUCAGAACCACCACGAUCAGCGCGCCGCCGCCAUACAGGAGAUGCUCGACACGCUACAUCCAGAACCUGAGCAAAGCAAUCUAUCGGAAGCGAUGGGUAAAUCCAUGGAGGACAUGACGGCCACGGCGGGCGGCAAGUUAAAACAACGCUAUGGCUCCUCACCGGCCGGGAUCUUCACAUUCGUGGCGUCCCUCGUGCGCACCAACCUGGAGUGCGAGCUGGUGCAGCGCGGCGGCACGCUGCAGACCACCGCCGCGCCGCGCUACAAGCCGCGCAACGACUGCAUCGUGCCGCUGCUGGUGGUGGCGGGCGCACACUCGCGCGUGCUGCGGGCCGCCGGCGCCAAGCUCGGGGCCAGCGAGGCCUGGCGCCUGCUGGCCCCUGUGCCGGCCGCCGCCCUCGGCAGCAGCGCCACGCCGCUGGUGCCGGCGCCGCCCGCCAGCGCGCGCCCCGUGCCGCUGCUGCUGCGAGACCCACUGGCGCUGCUCAUGCACUUCUUGCUACUCGCACCGCCGGAUCCGCCAUAUCUCGAUAUGCAGGACUUUACGUGCAUAGUGCGUCAGUUGUACGCGCUGUGCUAUUACCAGAUCGUGUGCCAGUUCCUCGCCAACACGAGCGCGGAGGGUCGCGCGGCGCUGGCGGGCGCGGGGCGCGAGGCGGAGCCCGCGGGGCUGCGCCACGCCGCGCGCCUGCUCCUCGGCGCGCUCGCCGGCUCCGAGCUCUUCACCGAGGACGGCCCGCCCGACCACACCGCCGACCACCACCAGCCCGACAUACUGCAGAUGGAGAGGGAGCUGCAAGAGUUGUUGUUGCCGUUCGUGCGCAUAGCGGCGCUGGUGCGGCACCACCUGUACGGGUGCGAGCUGCCGGAGGUGGCGACGCCGCGGCAGGAGUUCGUGCGGCUGUGCUACUACCUGGAGCUGGUGACGGAGGGCAUGGAGUGGUCGGAGUGGUCGGCGUGGCGCGCGCUGCCGGCGGGCGCGGAGGCGGCGGCGCGGGCGUGGGCGCGGCAGCUGGACGGCGCGGCGGCGCGCGGCCAGCUCGUGGUGCGGCGCCUGCUGCGCGCGCUGCACGUGGCGUGGGCGGCGCCGCGCCUGCUGGCGCUGCCGCGCGAGUACGACCGCGUCUUCACCUACUACCACGAGCGCGUGUGUCUGCAGUGCGGCGCCGUGCCCAAGGAGGCCUCCGUGUGCCUGCUGUGCGGCACGCUCGUCUGUCUCAAGCAGCCCUGCUGCCGCCGGCAUCAGGUCGCCGAGGCCGUGCAGCAUGCGAUGGAGUGCGGCGGCGGCACGGGCAUAUUCCUGGUGGUGACGUCGACGUACAUCAUCGUGAUCCGCGGCCGCCGCGCCUGUCUCUGGGGCUCGCUCUACCUCGACGACUACGACGAGGAGGACCGCGACCUCAAACGCGGCAAGCCACUCUACCUGAGCCAGGAUCGGCUGGAGCUGCUGCAGGCGCAGUGGCUCGCGCAUCGGUUCGACCACACCAAGCGCACCUGGGUGUGGCAUCGAGACUCGCUCUGAACACCGCCAGGGGACUCGCUUACACACUGUACAUAACUAGAGAUGGAGGUACUGCGUAGACAUCCACUCAGGGUAUGGCCUCAAUUCGAUGGCAGGGGCCUUCAGGAAUCGAUAAAUUGUGAAAUUGAAUUUUGGACCUGAUUUCCUAUUUCGGAUUCCUAAAUAUUCACAACACCUAUUUUACAAUAUAGCGCAUUCUUAUUUAUUAAGAUUGUGUCAUAAUACUGCCAAACAGAAUUGAGGCUUGGAUCAAAUGAGGCUGCCUCGCGAGGCGAACGCUCGGUACAUACUGACUCAUACGUUUACCCCAUAAGGUAGCUUUAUUUGGUUUACACAUACUCUAUGAGAACAUAAUUAGACAGAUACUAUCAUUCAGAUUUUCAUAGACUUAAAGAAUCCGGCGUUUUCUACAUCAGUCGAGAACGCCCAACAUUCUUUCAACUAUUGCCUUAUAUUACCUAAAAAACGAUGUAACUCCCAAGCAAUAACUACUUUAUAAUCAUAACUUCAUAAGACAAUAUUAAAUUAAUAGCUAAAUGCUGCGUGAAAAUUAUGGUUCUAUCACUUGCUAUUCGGUGUAAUAUCGACAAUUGUAUUGUAAAUUAUUUUGCCUAAAACUGGCAUGAAGUGAUUAAAAAUUGAUCUGGCAACAUCCGAAACAAGGUAUUCGUGUUUUGGCUACGUGCGGAAAUAAUAGUGCUUAACUUUUGAAAUGUAUCGAUAGUUUAAUUUUAGGUAUGCAGCCGACACCGCUUGGUUAUGUUGUUAUGAAAAAUAUUGUAUUUUUAUAUUUUCUGUAACCUAAAGUAUAUUGACAACAGUUUGUGACUGUAAUUGUUUUUCGAUAUUUUUUGCCAAAUUGUUCUCAUGGUAUUAGAAGUUGAAAACUGUAUUGUGUUACUUUGCACAGUCUGUCGUUAUUACAUUGGCGUCUCGGCAAUUUUUGGACACGAAAUUUUCAGUCUUCGCAAUUUAUUUAAUUCGCCAUACUUUGAGGCAUAUGUUUAAUGAACUUCAUUCGGUCGUUAUACGCGAACAAAUUAACAGUAUGUUUGUUUAUAUUUACCUUUAUACUGUUGCACUAUUGGUCAUUAGUGCUGUGGUAUGUACGGUAACAAGAUUGUCGAAGCGUCAAGUUAUUGUCGAUAGUCCGCGUAACGUUUGUAAAUAUGUUGUGGAUCGUCAAUCGGGCGGGUGCGCUGUGGUGUCGCUAGGGCUGUGAAUUUAUUAUAUUUCUAUGUUCUAUGUUGCGCGGUUGACAGAUACCGCGUGCUCUUUAAAUUAUUAAGUACAGUAUUUUUCAAUAUAACUUGCGAAUAAUGAAAGCAAGCGAUCUGAUAUUUGACAAUUUUAAGGUAUAACAUGAAGAUCUAAAUGUUCUAAAACCGUAGUUGAUGUUUGUUGACAUUGCAAGUUUUAUUGAAAAAUAAUCUAUACAAUUUUAUUUUAUAACAUUGACUGUAGUAUUCUAGCUUUGUAACAAUAAUUUCUUUUUUUUUUUGUUCGCCUUUUGGUUUUUUUUUAUAAAUCUAAUGUGUAGAUUUCGCGUUUUAGUUCUAAUAAUUAUCAUUAGUAAAUGAAUCAAAAAAUUACAGCGAUAGAAAUCUUAAGACUGUAUCGAUAUCUUAUAAUCAAUCAAUUGGUUUAAUUAUUUUUAGUAAAUUCAUUUUGUGAUGAGUGUUUUUUUUUCUUUUUAUUUAGUGAUAUACCAGCAACACUUCAUAAUAAGACAAUAACAUAUAUUUUGCUUAAAUUCGUGUAUCGAUGAAAAUAUCAUUUGGUGCGUAAGUUUAUCAUUUAUCGUGUGCAAUUGUCGGGCCUUGCAUCAUUUUUUGUACAUUUUAUAAUAUCGAAAAGUACACUUCUCACCUGAUGUAUUUAGUGUGAAACUAGUUUUGAUUAGUUUUUAUUGGAUCGCUUCGUAGUUUUAGUUCGACAUUAAACACAACGAAUUCGAUAUACAGUGGUACGUGUGCAAAAAAAUGUUAUCGAUAUAAUAGGGUCAAUACAAAUUCAUAUUUACAGUUUAAAUUAGAUAUCACUCAUAUUUUUUCCCUCGUAUAUAUUAAAAUUACUCAUAAAAUUAUGCUAGAAGAUAUCGAUAAAAUUACGAGAAUAGCGAAUAAAGUAUCCCCAAUAGCUUGUAACGUAUAGAUAAAAAGAAAUGAUUUGUUUAAUCGAUUUAUUUGUAACAGCACUAGAUGUUUGCUUUUUGAAUUGAAACAGAUGCCUUCUCGUACUGGCACCGCAGUGAGUGAGCUUAGUUAGGGAAGAAUAUAUUUAUAGAAUUUAAUAAUUUUAUAUAUUUUCUUCAAUAUGUAUAGCAAAAUAUAUCACUAUGUUAGGAAUCAUAGAGAAAUAUAUUAUUAGCAAAAUGCUUAGGGCUUGCCUUCAGCUGUUGCCAACGUGCCUCUAACAAAUUAAAAUAGUCCAGUAACUAGUGAUUAAUAUCAUUAAUUAUAGUUGUUUAGACAGAUAUAAAUUGCUUGAACUGCAAUAAGUGAAAUGCCAGUGCAUCGUCAGUACGGAGGGACAUCUCGAGUAUUUAUACUGGGCCGAGCCGCGAGCCGACGGCGCGGUGUCGACAAAUUAUUGUUAAACACUUGUAUCUAUAUUGUUCUUGUAUAUAUUCAAUCAUUAAAGUUGUUGAUAUUUCCAA